This is a messenger RNA of Aspergillus calidoustus, 438 nucleotides long. The record is from the annotation of a GenBank genome assembly. NCBI's taxonomy places the organism in Eukaryota, Fungi, Ascomycota, Eurotiomycetes, Eurotiales, Aspergillaceae.
AUGGCUGCAAGAGAACUGCCCAACUGUUCCCAUUCCCCAGCUUUAUGGCUUUGGACUAUCCAAUGGCCAAGCUUUCACUCUUUUCGACCGCCUGCCCAUGUUUACGGUACCAUUCAGCGUCUGCGUCGUUGGCUCUUGUCUGUGCUAGGCUACCCAACCCCGUCUCGAUACGUUCAGCAUCCUUUCAAAGGUCAACAUGCGUUGGGCACGCCAUAUCUUUUGAUUGAAUAUAUCAACCCAUCGCGAGGCAAGCCGCUUACUGAAACUUGGGAGGAAGGGCGCCAUGAUCCCAAAUUGCGCAGCAACCUCUUUCAUGGUCUCUCGCGCAUGAUAUUAACUCUUGCUCGCACUCCACUGCCAAAGAUUGGCUCCUUUACCUUGGAUAAAAAUGGGUAUUUGAGCCUGAGUAACCGCCCUCUUACUCUUGAAAUCCAAUAA